Molecule: messenger RNA, 1105 nt
Organism: Pimephales promelas (fathead minnow)
Lineage: Eukaryota; Metazoa; Chordata; Actinopteri; Cypriniformes; Leuciscidae
Gene: prkn
Product: parkin RBR E3 ubiquitin protein ligase
Biological process (GO): protein ubiquitination
Cellular component (GO): mitochondrion; cytosol
Molecular function (GO): protein binding; zinc ion binding; ubiquitin-protein transferase activity
Source: RefSeq, a predicted model, not a curated record
AAAACGUGUCAUUCGUCAUCUCCUACGCUAAUUAUUCCCUCUCCCGCUGCAGAGCGGGCUUUCGUGGACUACAUUUCCCACGAUCCCGUGCUGCUUUGCUCUGUUAGCGCACGCGACAUGUCAACAAACACCAAAGUCACUCACUGGAGUGAAUCUGGGCUGUAACAGAUAUCACAGCAUGAUCGUGUAUGUGCGGUUUAAUUCCAGCCAUGGGUUCCCAGUGGAGUUGGAAAGGGGUGCGAGUGUAUCUGAACUGAAGCAGGUGGUGGGGCGUUUGCAGGGCGUACAGCCUGAUCAACUGCGGGUCAUCUUUGCUGGACGAGAGCUCUGCGAUGAAUCCACACUUCAGGGCUGCGAUCUCCCCGAGCAGAGCACGGUUCACGUGGUCCUGCCCCCGUCCUCGACCCGGCGCUCUGAGCUGGUCCUGCAGCGCAUGCUGAGCCACGGGACCGAGAGCUUGACCCGACUCGACCUCAGUAGCUCCCGUCUGACCACCGCAUCUGAAGGCCUGGCUGUCAUUCUGGAGACAGAUGCGUCCAGACAGGGGGACUCUGCUGGACACACAGAAACCAAAGGCCACAGCAGUUUCUAUGUGUUCUGUAAGGCGGUCUGCAAGGCCAUCCAGCCUGGAAAACUACGCGUUCGGUGUAGAGACUGCAAACAAGGCACCCUUACUCUCAGUAGGGGGCCGUGCUGCUGGGAUGAUGUCCUUCUCCCUAACAGGAUUCAUGGAGUAUGUCAGUCACAAGACUGUGAUGGCAGACUAGCGGAGUUUUACCUGAAAUGUGCUGCCCACCCCACCGGUGAUAAUGACUCUUCAGCAGCGCUGGACUUGAUAAUGCCCAACACACGCAGAGUGCCCUGCAUCGCCUGCACCGACAUUGUGACUCCAGUGCUGGUGUUUCAGUGUGCUGAGCGUCACGUGAUCUGCCUGGACUGCUUCCACCUGUACUGUGUGACCCGACUCAAUGAGCGGCAGUUUAUCCAGGAGCCGCUGGUGGGAUACUCCCUGCCCUGCGCAGGUAAACACACCUUAAGUGUUCAUGGACAUGAAUGGCUAUUAGUGUGUGUGUGUGUGUGUGUGUGCUAGGCUGCUGUGUUUGGC